AUGUAUGAUUCUGCGAGAUACAUCAGGGAGUGUAAUAACUUCAAAAACCAGUUACAAGCUCAGCUUGUUAAUAUUCAAAACUUUCCACGUACAGGAGCUGAAGGGCUUGUUGCAUUCACGAGAACCCAGAAUGAACUCAUCACUAAGGCAGAAGUUAUCAGCCGAUUUAAUGAUUCGUUGGACUUGCGUGUUCGUGUAAACCCACGUGUCCAGGAGAAAUACGGGCAGUUGCAUUUUCAGCAGAUUUGUCGUACAAUCAGGUUGGAGCUGACCGAGCUGCGUGAUGUGAAUGUGUUGGACAAUGUCCACAGUGCACAAAGACAGAAGCUCGCUACCGCCAUCGAAGAUAUUCUGGCUACUUUGCCUUUUUAG
Penicillium arizonense is the source of this 372-nucleotide messenger RNA. RefSeq lists its product as uncharacterized. The coding region runs from base 1 to 372 and encodes 123 amino acids. The transcript has a single exon. The record is from RefSeq and is a predicted model, not a curated record. Lineage: Eukaryota; Fungi; Ascomycota; Eurotiomycetes; Eurotiales; Aspergillaceae.